Meloidogyne enterolobii is the source of this 2328-nucleotide messenger RNA. NCBI's taxonomy places the organism in Eukaryota, Metazoa, Nematoda, Chromadorea, Rhabditida, Meloidogynidae. The record is from the annotation of a GenBank genome assembly.
AUGACAAGACAAAGAAAGAUUUUGAAUUAUUACCUUAUACUUCAAGAAAAUGCUAAAGAGUUUCCUCCACGUUUGGCAAUUGCUGUAGGACAUGAGGCAGAUAAAUAUGGAGGGGGGAAGUCUUUGGAUGUUGGGGAUUGGAUUAGUUUUUUGCCUAUAAUGCUUGAUUGUUAUACCUAUCCAGUUCUGUUUGCCUUACAUUGCCCAUCUUCCAAUACAAUUUCUAACAAAAAAUUGAAAUUGUUCAAGGAACCGGAGGGAGACGUGAGUAUUCUCAUAUCGGAGGAGUUCAACUGGGUUCCUCAACUGAGUUCCGGCCCUAUAACUCAAUAUAAAUUGACCUUAAAAAUUACCGAGGAAUAUUUAGCCUAUAUUCAUGCAGCAGACAACACUAACAACAAUAAUUGCCGUUUGCCUGUGCUUGGGUUGCUCGUUGACCCUUUCAAUUGUUCAAAAAACUUGUUGAAUAAACUGGGGCAUCUAGUCACGAUAGAAAUACGCCCUCAAUGGCAUAUGGAAAAAGGAGUGGUUAUCUGGACGGCUUUGAAUAGUUGUGAAAAUUCAAAAGUGCCGAUUUUGGAAACGAAAAAAUGUUUUAGAGAUACUGCGUCAGUUGAUAAUUUUGCAAUUAAUAACAACGACAACUUUACCAACAAUUUCUCACCUUUAACCGGGCCCAAUAAAUUAUCGCUAGGAUCAAAAAGGAUUUUAGCAGCCUAUUUUACUUACAAAUGUUCAACUAAUUGUUUUGUAUUUUUUGAAUUCUGCGAGAUAACGAAUACUUUUAGUAGUAGACAUGAUAUUCCUUUACAGCCUAAAGCAACUAGAAAUAUUACAAUUGGUGAUUGGUAUUAUAUUGACUUUGAAUGUAUUUCAAAUAAAUCAGAACCAGUUAAUGUCACCUCAAUUAGGCCAACAUCGCCGCGUAUAGAAACGCGUGUUAGGCAUAAUAUUUGUGCUCAAUUUUGCGGAGGAGGGUUUGCAAUAGUUAAAUGUUGGCAUUGUUCUGAUCAAUUUUGUGCUGGCAGUCAAUUCUAUUCGGAUCCCGACAAAAUUUGGUGGCCUGAUCUUUGUGUCAAAUGUUUUCCAAAGGAGGGAACAACAAAUACUUCCCCAUUAAAUGAAGUAAUUAAAAUAACAACAAAACGUUCCUCCUUCCCACAUCCUUCUAAUAAUAAUAAUAAUUUUUCCAAGUCUGAUACAAACUUGAAAAAUUAUUCACCAAAAUCAUCAUUGUAUCUCUCAGGAGAUAUGGGCAAUACACACUUCCGUCCAUAUUCUCACUUAAGCAGCUCUUCAUCACACAAAAGCAAUUGUGGUAGUUCAACAAUUUCAUCCUUCUCAACAACACAUUCUAAAAAUACAAAUAUUAAUUUUAAUAAAUCAAAUGAAUCAAUUGUUAAAAAUAGAAGAUUUUCAAUUAGAGAGCAGGAACGAAGAGAAAAAUUGGAACAACGCGAAAGGCUUGAUAAACUUGCAGAAUUGCUAGAAAAUAGAGAGAAAGCUAGUUAUGAGGAAUUUAAGGCAUUAAGAAGUACAAAACCUCCAAAAUGCAGUAGUAGCCGUAGCAGUAUUUUUUCUAAUGGAUACCGUCAAUCUCAACAAGAGAAGCAACAUAAUAAAAACUUUAAUAUUCAAACUAGUAGCCGAACAACAUACACAGGUAAUAAUACAACUACUUAUGGACAAUUUAUUCAUCAACAAAACAUUCCUCAAGAAAAACAACAAAACAUUCAUCAAAACAUUUAUUUAGAUACACGACAUAAUAAACAAAACAUUAACAAAAACAUAGAAGAUAAUGUUUGUCAAAAUGUUCGUCACAACAUUCAACAAAACAUUCAACAAAACACACGUCAAAACAUUCACCAAAACAUUACAAACAAUGAACAAGAAUAUUUCCAUCAAAACAUUAAACUAAACAAACAACAACACAUUAAUAAAAACAAAGAAGAAAAUGUUUUUAAAAACAAGCAACAAAAUAAACAACCUAAACCAGUUAAUAAAUGUUUUAGUGUUCAAAAGAAAUAUAUAGAAAAUUCAACAACAACAAGUAGUAGUACUUUAAAAAUAAAUAAUGUUGAAGUUGACGAACAAAACAACAACAAUGAUGUUUAUUCAAGCAAUAAUAGUUUGUUGAAUGAAACAUUAGAAAUUAGAACGAGUGAAAGUUCGGAUGAUAAUAAUGAACAACAUAAGCAAAAACAACAACCAUUUUUUGGUGAUAAUUUUAAUCAUCAAAAAGCAGAAAUUGAGAUAUUAGAUGAAAAUUUAAGUGGGCCAAAAAAAUUAAAAAAUAAUAAUGAAUUGGAAAAACUUUUUUUUGGUUGA